Molecule: messenger RNA, 579 nt
Organism: Teleopsis dalmanni
Lineage: Eukaryota; Metazoa; Arthropoda; Insecta; Diptera; Diopsidae
Product: glutamate receptor ionotropic, kainate 4-like
Exons: 2
Coding region: 144-524 (126 amino acids)
Source: RefSeq, a predicted model, not a curated record
CAUCUUUCUUUUAUAUAUAUAGAUAUAUAUAAUAUAAAUAUAUAAUUUUACCAGGUUAUGGUAUUGCCACACCAAAAGGUUCGCUUUGGAGAGAUAAAAUAUCCUUGGCUAUACUAGAACUACAGGAAAAAGGUGAUAUUCAAAUGUUGUACAAUAAAUGGUGGAAGAACACUGAUGAAACAUGUUAUCGUAAAAGUAACAGUAAGCAAUUCAAAGCAAAUGCUUUAGGUCUAGAUAAUAUAGGUGGUGUUUUUGUUGUCCUCAUACUGGGUAUAUUGAUAGCUGUGUGUGUUGCAUUUUACGAAUUUUGGCAAUACUAUCACUUACAAGAUAAAUCAAUUGAGAUGGACUCGCAACUUUUUGGAGAUAAAGGUCAUCAAGCUAUAUACAUGACAGUAGAGCAACGCCAUAGAAGAUCUAUAUGGGUAGAAUUAAAAGACGAGCUUAAAUACUCAGUGCGAUUUAUGGAAUCUAGACAAAGGCCGGCAUUAAGACGUCAAUGUCCAAAUUGUUACACAAUUUAGAAUUUAUGUGAUAAAUUAUUAAAAACUUAUUCUUAGAAGAUUUAAAUUUUGUUGU